UAUAUAAGAGGGGAGAGGAGCUAGCUCCGAAACCUUCAUGGAUGCUUCAAUGGAUGAGUUCUACACAUUCUAAGCAAUCCCAUAGAAACCCAAAACCCAUGGAAUUUAGCACAUUGCCCAGGCCUUAAAAACUCAGGUUUCUUGAGGUGGGGUUUCAUGGGUUGAACUCAAAGAAUGAUGAGUAGCUUAAGUGAAAAUGAGGAUGAGCAAUACCAAUUUUUCGAUGCCCAUGAUGAUAUGGAUGCUGCAUCGCUGUCAGAUUCCGGUUCUGAUUGCAAUGACAAUGCCAAUUCUAGCUCUGGUUUCAAUAAUUAUGCUUCCAGAGCUUUUCAAUAUGAUGUAUGGGCUGGGAGCCCAGGAAGCGUGAAAGAGCGUCGUAACAAGUUCUUGAAUUGGAUGGGGUCGAGCUUAGAUAGGUUUUCACGCGAUAAUUCUGUAGAUGUAUGUAGUGAUUCAUUGGGAGGAGGGGUUGAUAGGGUUAGAGAGAGUAGUGGGGCGGUGUUGAGAACCUUGGGUUUUGAGGAUGAGUUUCGUUCUAGUCGGUCGAAUGAGCAGGAUGGGUCUGGUUUGCAGGAGAAAUUUGUAUGUAGAAUUGGGAAUUUGGAUGUUGGAGCAGAGUUUGAUGUGGAUGAAAUGGGGGAGGGUAGCGAGGUGAGUGAAUUUCGAGAAGUGGGUUUGGACCGAUUGGUGACAAUUAAUGAAUGUCAAAACAUUUCUGAUUCAUUGUUGUCUUCCUCGGUCCAGCAAGUCAUGCAAAGGGAAAUUGAAGAGGCAAGCAAUCCAGUGGGUGCAGCAAAGAGAGUCAAGAAGGGCUGGUUGAGUAGAUUGCGUUCCAUGUCUUGCAUCAUGGAUCGGCAUGGAGAAAUUCAUAACUUGACGACCAAUGACACCAAUCCAAUUCCGGGGGCCAGGAUACAGAGAGUCAGGGUUCGUCAAUGCAGGAAGCAGAUGAAGGAACUUUCGGCUCUAUAUAAGGGACAAGAUAUUCAGGCCCAUGAGGGUUCAAUCUUGACAAUGAAAUUCAGCCCGGAUGGGAAGUACCUCGCCAGCGCGGGUGAAGAUGGGAUUGUUCGGAUAUGGCAAGUGGUGGAGGAUGAGAGAUCAAAUGAUCAUGACAUUCCGGAAAUAGACCCAAUGUGCAUGUACUUCACAGUGAAUCAUCUUUCUGAAUUGACACCCCUCUUUGCCGAAAAAGAGAAACUGAGCAAAUUGAGGAGCCUGAGGAAAACAUCAGACUCAGCUUGUGUCAUUUUCCCACCAAAAGUCUUCAGGAUAUUGGAGAAACCAUUGCAUGAGUUCCAUGGGCACAGCAGCGAGAUCUUGGACCUCUCAUGGUCAAAUAACAAUUAUCUACUUUCUUCAUCAAUUGAUAAAACUGUUCGUCUGUGGCGAGUGGGAUGCGACCAUUGCCUCAAAAUUUUUUCACAUAAUAAUUAUGUGACAUGCGUUCAGUUUAACCCUGUGGAUGAUAAUUACUUCAUCAGUGGAUCAAUAGAUGGAAAAGUUCGGAUUUGGGCAAUUCCUGGUUGCCAAGUUGUUGAUUGGACUGAUAUAAGAGAAAUGGUCACUGCAGUGUGCUAUCGCCCUGAUGGGCAGGGAGGGAUUGUCGGCUCUAUGACAGGCACUUGCCGCUUUUACAAUGUAUCAGAUAAUCACUUGCAACUGGAAUCUCAGAUGUGCUUACAUGGUAAAAAGAAAUCACUCUGCAAGAGGAUUACUGGCUUCCAGUUCUCUCCACAAGACCCUAGCACGGUAAUGGUUACAUGUGCAGAUUCACAAGUCAGAAUUCUCCAUGGGACCAAUGUGAUUGGGAAAUACAAGGGCCUCCGUAAUGCAGGAAACCAGAUGUCUGCAUCUUUCACCUCAGACGGAAAGCAUAUAGUUUCAGCAUGUGACGAUUCCAACGUCUAUGUAUGGAACUGCAGUAAUGAAGGAGAGUCUGCUCUCUCCCAAUCAAAAAGCAUUAGGGCGUUUGAGCACUUCCCGACCAAUGCAUCAGUUGCAAUACCAUGGUGUGGUAUGAAAUAUGGGAACCCUGAAAAUGGAUGGCAAUUUCAUGCUCUGGAUGAGAGUUCGCCCAACACUCUGCCUUUUCCUUCACCUGCUUCAUUUUCCCUGAGCCAAGAAUUCUUCUCAGAAUCUUUUCCCAAGGGAUCCGCAACAUGGCCAGAGGAAAAACUUCCUACUUCAAGCCUGGUGUCUGUUCCAUCUAAAAUCCGUAAAUCUGAACAUAAAUUUUUGAAAGCUUGCCAGAGCACAUCCAGUUCUCAUGCAUGGGGUCUUGUCAUUGUGACUGCAGGCUGGGAUGGACGAAUCAGGUCAUUCCACAAUUAUGGGUUACCGGCACCUCUCUAAAUCCUAUAGGCUUGUUGGUCAGAGAAUCAGAGAUGAUCCCUUUGGUUGUGUACUUUACAUGCUAUAGUACUCCCUAUGGCUGAUCUGAUGCUGCAAAAUUUAUAUGUUCAAUCAGAUGUUCGAUCAGAUGACAGAGUAAAGUUGAUUUUGGGCAAGUUCAGGCUCGAAUAUUCAGCGGGCAUGUGAAGUGUAGAUGGUGUUUGAGAAUUUUAGGAUUUCAGUGGACCCCUCACAGAUUUCAGGUGUACCAUAUUCACGCCUGGUGGCAACAGUGCCAUGGUUGUACUGUAAUGAGGCUUGGAAUCAGCUAGUGGCUGAGGUUUAGCCUAUCUGGAUAUGGGGUACCUAGCUGCAUUUUACAAUUCUUUGAUUUGUUUUCCUGAUUAGUUCAUGUCUGCUGGCCCAGAAGUAAAAAAGAGUCAUGUGUUAAGAGAACCAAUUUGAGAUCCAUAUCUGCAUAAUGGAGGUGGCCGUGGGGCCUUGUAGUGAACCUCUUUCUUUUGUUCUCUGAAAUGGAAGAGAAGAUUUCAGAGCUGGUGGUUGUAAUUUAUCUGGGGAAAAAUUGGUGGGGAUCUCCUUCUUUUGUGAGAUGUUGGCCGGUCUGAAUGAUUGAGUCACUUGUCUGCCAUUCCGGGGCGGCCUGAUGGUGGGGUGAUGUCACACUGGGGUUGAGUAAAGGGCCGGUAUGGUUUCACUUUCCAUUGAUUGGACUCAUUCUCUCUGCUCUACGCGCCAACCUACAUAUUUCAGAGUUGCCCGUGGAUCCCAUCUCCAGUUGUAUCCUUGCUGCUUCGUCCCCCGGAGGGUCAAUGUCUCGUCCUCCUUGCACCCAACUUGCCAACCCUGCUGUUAGCCUGGUAAUCCCUUUUGUUUCUCUAACAGAAUUCAUAGGUGAAAAUUUCUCAAUUUUUAUAUAUCCCUGCGGACAGUAUCGAGUUAUUUUCCAGGUUUUUCAUAGCUUGAGAAUGUCUUGCAGCUAUCACAUCUGUAACUGUAAUUUAGUCUGUAAAUGAAAUUCUUAGUGUAGUUCUUUCCCCACACAGAUGCUCAUAAUGAAACUCAUUCAUACAUAUA
This is a messenger RNA of Vitis riparia (riverbank grape), 3429 nucleotides long. Its product is annotated as 2-deoxy-glucose resistant protein 2-like. Gene Ontology annotation, molecular function: protein binding. NCBI's taxonomy places the organism in Eukaryota, Viridiplantae, Streptophyta, Magnoliopsida, Vitales, Vitaceae. The record is from RefSeq and is a predicted model, not a curated record. The transcript has 8 exons. Bases 175 to 2355 code for a protein of 726 amino acids.